Messenger RNA from Setaria italica (foxtail millet), 690 nucleotides. RefSeq lists its product as uncharacterized. The record is from RefSeq and is a predicted model, not a curated record. NCBI's taxonomy places the organism in Eukaryota, Viridiplantae, Streptophyta, Magnoliopsida, Poales, Poaceae. The transcript has a single exon. Bases 1 to 690 code for a protein of 229 amino acids.
AUGCCCAUAGCCUUCUCCAGGGAAGAUCACUGGGUGCACCUCCCAGACCCCAAGUCUUACCCACUGGUGGUGUGCCCCACCAUAGAUAGAGUCCUCCUAUCCAAGGUGCUGAUCGAUGGCGGCAGCAACCUCAACAUCAUCUUCAUCGAGACCCUGAAGCGCAUGGAUUUCAACUUUGAGUGUCUCCUUCCCUACGAAGAACUGUUCUACAGCAUAGUGCCCGGCAAAGGAUCCUAUCCUAUUAGGAGAGUCGUCCUGCCAGUGACGUUUGGCACCCCUAACAACUACCGCACCAAGCACCUCACCUUUGAGGUUGCCAACUUCACGACCUCCUACAAUGCCACCUUUGGCAGGCCAAUGCUGGCGAGGUUCAUGGUGAUUCUCAACCAUACCUACCUCAUCCUCAAGAUGAUGGCUCCAAAUGGCGUCCUCUUCAUUUAUGGUGAUGUUGAAACAUCCUACAAGUGCAACACAGAAGCUGUGCAACUCGCUAAGACCCUAGAGUACUCGGCCAAUGCCACCAUGAUGCUCACCGAGUCCAAGAAGGUGGACCAGAACCAGCUGAUGAUCCUAGAGGUAGAUCCGAUGUCCAUGACACUGCAUCCCGACCCUCAAGUCAAGAUGAUCAGCCUCGGCCUGGAAGACCCCUCCAAGACAACCCUCAUCGGGGCCAGCCUCACCCCCAAAUAG